Molecule: messenger RNA, 330 nt
Organism: Pyrus x bretschneideri (Chinese white pear)
Lineage: Eukaryota; Viridiplantae; Streptophyta; Magnoliopsida; Rosales; Rosaceae
Product: probable NAD(P)H dehydrogenase (quinone) FQR1-like 2
Exons: 2
Coding region: 1-330 (109 amino acids)
Source: RefSeq, a predicted model, not a curated record
AUGGGGAGAUUUAGGAAAGAGGGGUGGGAAGAGCAAAGGGAUGAGGGUAUGGGUGAUGGGAAAACAAUUGGGGAUGGAGGGUGGGGAAAAAUUAAUUGGGGAAGAUGGACGACAAUCACCCAACUAGCACACCACGGAAUCCUGUUUGUUCCCGUUGGGUAUACUUUUGGAGCUGGCAUGUUUAAGAUGGACUCUGUAAGAGGGGGUUCUCCGUAUGGCGCUGGUGUCUUUGCUGGUGACGGCACAAGAGGCGCAAGUGAAACUGAGUUGGCUCUUGCAGAGCAUCAGGGGAAGUAUAUGGCAUCAGUAGUCAAGAAACUUGCCGCUUGA